Molecule: messenger RNA, 3293 nt
Organism: Thermothelomyces thermophilus ATCC 42464
Lineage: Eukaryota; Fungi; Ascomycota; Sordariomycetes; Sordariales; Chaetomiaceae
Exons: 2
Coding region: 106-2742 (878 amino acids)
Source: RefSeq, a predicted model, not a curated record
CUACCUUAACAAGCCACCUCCUGUGGAGUAUAGUUACGCACGGGAUGUUUACUCCUGGGCCGGGCAACACCGACAAGUCUACAUCUCUCCCCAUUUGAAUUCAAGAUGGGGUUGCUACCCUUCAAGCUCUUCCGGUCGCGGGAGACAAGGACACAGCAGCUGCCCUUGUACAAGGAGGUCCCCGCUCCGAGGACGCGCAAAGCCAAACCACGAACGCCGCGCUCGCCCGUAAAAGAGCGUUAUUCCGACUCAGAAGACUCGUCGGAUGUUUCCGACGAUGGCAACACCACCGACUCGUCCACCUCCAGCUCCGGCAGCUCGAGGCGGACAUCAUCCUCUGCCUCCUCGGCCGCGGCACCCAUGCUCUCCAAGAGGCGGCCCGUAGCUCCGCCACGCCGGGCACCGGUCAGGAGAUACCUGUACCGCCUGCCGAACAGGGUCAUCCGCUUCCUGUGCUUCGGCAUGAUGUCGACCAUCAUCAUCUUCAUCUUCAUUCUGGUCCGGGCCAGCCAGAUUGAAAACAGAAGGAUGGCAGAAGGGAAGGUGGAAAAGAAGCCAGUGCCGCCCCCCUGGGAGCAGUUCGAGUUUCUCACUCGGUACUACGGCGGCGUCAAGACCAUCCUUCCUCUGGCCGACAACACGCCCCAGUACCCGCGGCUGGAGGAAGAGGGCCCCUACAACGCCAGCUACCCGCAGGAGAAACAACAACAACAACAACAACAAGAUGCAAAAGUCCCUCCAAGCAAGGCCUUUGUCGACUACCCGGGGGCGGGGUUCCCCAAGCCGGCUGACGGCAUCCGCGAAUGCUUCCUUGACAGCCAAAAUACCCUCAAGGUGCCCUCCAUCCGUUACUUCGAGGGUCGUCCGCACGGUUUCCCGGACAAUAUCCUCGGCUCUUACGAACUGCUCUCGCUCCCGGGGGACAUCUGCUUCGACCGCUACGGGAGGUACGGGCCAUAUGGCUACGGCUACUCGGUCCGGACCGGGGGCCUUGGUAUCGGCGAGCACGGCGACCGCGAGGGGUCCGAGGCGGUUUGGAAGUCCGACCGGCGGAUCGACUGGCGCAACAUCGACUGGGCCGCCGCUCAGCGCCAGUGCUAUAAGGCUAAUGCCGAGCGCUUCAAGCCGUUGACGGUCCGCGAGGCUCCCCCUCGCGGCUUCUACAUCGGCGACGGGCUCGAGAUUCCCAAGCUGGCCACGCGUCAACAAGACGACCAAGACCAGCCCCUGGCCACGGACGAGGAGCCCGGGAGCGAAGAGCUCCCAAGGACCGCGGUUGUGCUCCGCUGCUGGGACGAGUUUCCCUGGCGGGAAGAGGACAUUGUCAACCUCCGAGCCCUCAUCGCCGAGCUGUCCCUGGCCUCGGGCGGCCGCUAUGAUGUCCACCUCCUGGUGCAGGUGCGCAAUGAUGCCAGGAACCCCGUCUGGGCCGACGACGACGAAUAUCGCAGCCGCAUCAACGAGACCAUCCCGAAAGAAUUCCGCGGGAUCGCCACGCUGUGGUCCGAGACCCAGAUGCUCGCCGUCUACCAAGGUAUCCGCGAUCUAUGGACGAGGGGGCCAGACCUGCCCGUCCACGGCUCCUACCGCGGCCUGCAGAUGGCGAUGCAACACUUUGCUUACAACCACCCCGAGUACGACUACUUUUGGCAGUGGGAGAUGGACAUCCGCUACACGGGCCACUACCACGACCUCCUCUCCAAGCUCGAGCUCUGGGCCAAGGAUCAGCCCCGCAAGGGCCUGUGGGAGCGCAACGGGCGCUUCUAUAUUCCCCACGUCCACGGCAGCUGGGAGGACUUCAAGCAGAUGGCCCGCGUCCAGACGGAGCACGGCACCGUCACCGCCGACAACAUCUGGGACUCGGUACAGAUUGCCAACAACGGCGGCGGCGACGGCGGCGGCGGCGGCGGCAGCAGCAGCAGCAGCAAGCUCGGCGAAAGACUGGCAACCCCCAAGAGUGAGCAGUCCGUCUGGGGGCCCCUACGCCCGGAUUCCCCGGCCGACUGGUUCGAGCACGAGGACGACCCAGAGCCCCCAACCACGUACGAGCGCGACAAGUACACGUGGGGCGUGGGCGAGGAGGCCGACCUCCUGACGCUCUCGCCUAUCUUCGACCCGGACGGCACCACGUGGAAGCUCGCCGACGACAUCACGGGGUACAACGAGACCGGGGGCAAGCCGCCGCGGCGGGCGCAGAUCAUCACGGCCUCUCGCAUGUCGCGCCGCCUGCUGCUAACCAUGCACCGCGAGACGGCGUUCAAGAAGCACCACGCCUUCCCCGAGAUGUGGCCGGCGACGGUGGCGCUGCACCACGGCCUCAAGGCCGUCUUCGCCCCGCACCCCGUCUUCGUCGACCGCGUCUGGCCGCCCGAGUACAUGGCCCGCGUCCUCAACGCCGGCCGCAACGGCGCCUCGGGCGGCGGCCGCGCCUCGGUCUACGGCGAGCGCGAGCACAACAUGCGUGGCCUGACGUGGUUCUACAACGCCGGCUUCGCCGGCAACCUCUACCGCCGCUGGCUCGGCCUGCGCGUCAACAACGACGGCGGCGAGGAGUUCGAGACCACCGCCGACCUCAGCAAGAACGAGACCUCGGUCGGCACCAUGCGCGGCGGCGAGGGCCGCAUGUGCCUGCCCCCCAUGCUGCUCCACCCCGUCAAGGAGGUCGACCUCCCCGUCGAGAGGGGGCAUCCGCAGGAGGAGGAAGCCGCUCCGCCCCCUCCCGCGUUGGAUCCUGCUGCUUAACGGUUGUUUUUUUCUUUCUUUCUUCUUUUUCCUCCCUUGUCCUUUUCCUUUUCCUUGUCAUUUUGCUUUUAUUCCUUUUUUUUAUUGGCUUGAGUGUUCAGCUUCGGCGUUUGGGUAUGAUGUGCUAGGAAAGGGAAGAAGAUCUGUAGGGUUACGCUUUGAUGAUGAGAUAUGUAAACAAACAGAUGGUUCUGCUUGGACAUGACAUGCAUUAUGCGCCUUCGCGAAGAGAGAAAACAAUCCGUCUCAGUUAUGUCCCUUUAUAUGGUAAAUGACCCUACUAUCGUCGUGGCUGUCACCUCUCAACGUAUGAUAUGUCCUUCGGCUCGUUUAGUUCAUGUUCUUGGUGAUCGUACAGGACCCGGACGCAUGGGAAUAUUUGAUGGGACACGCGUCGUCCAAGACGCUACACCAGAAGAUCACCGGCGCCGUUUUGGUCUUCCGAGUUCCCCGUUUGCGCCACACAUACUGAUAUAUGUGAUUUUGCAUCGCCAAUGUAAUAACACUAACAACGUCGAGAAAUGGCCGAUUAAACAACCCUCUUGACCUGA